UACGUUCACCCGGUGAUACAGAUGUGCUCAGAAUCGGGCAUUUUUAUCCAACAGGUGAUUUGUUUUGUUCGGUUGCUAAUGCUAAAGCUAGCUGGUUAGCGGACCACCACCUUAGCUAAACGUUGGCGCUAGCUAGUUUCAUAUAUCAACAAACAAUCGAUGCUGUCGUUUUUCGUCUCCAUGUUGAUGUGAUCAAAUGUGUAGUGUUUGAUAGACACAGGCAGAGGCCCUGAAGGCUGACAUGACAGAUUCGAAGCUGGGGGCGGCUGAGGUGUGGACGUCUCGCCAGGCCCUUCAGGACCUCUACCAGAAGAUGCUGGUGACUGACCUGGAGUACGCUCUGGACAAGAAGGUGGAACAAGACCUGUGGAAUCAUGCUUUUAAGAACCAGAUCACCACACUACAGAGCCAGGCCAAGAACCGAGCCAACCCCAACCGCAGCGAGGUCCAGGCUAACCUUUCGCUGUUUCUGGAGGCAGCAAGUGGCUUCUACACCCAGUUACUGCAGGAGCUGUGCACCGUGUUCAACGUGGAUCUGCCAUGCCGUGUCAAAUCAUCUCAGCUUGGCAUCAUCAGCAAUAAACAGAGCAGCACCAGCGCCAUCGUCACCCCGCAGCCCAGCUCCUGCUCCUAUAUCUGCCAGCACUGCCUCGUCCACCUCGGAGACAUAGCACGGUAUCGUAACCAGACCAGCCAGGCAGAGUCUUAUUACCGACACGCAGCUCAGCUGGUUCCAUCAAACGGUCAGCCAUACAACCAGCUGGCCAUCCUGGCCUCAUCUAAAGGGGACCACCUCACCACCAUCUUCUACUACUGUCGCAGCAUUGCAGUCAAGUUCCCCUUCCCAGCAGCCUCCACUAACCUGCAGAAGGCGCUGUCCAAGGCUCUGGAGAGCCGCGAUGAGGUGAAAACCAAGUGGAGCGUGUCGGAUUUCAUCAAGGCCUUCAUCAAGUUUCAUGGCCAUGUCUAUCUGAGUAAGAGUCUGGACAAGCUGGACGGUCUGAGAGAGAAGCUCGAGGAGCAGUUUCAGAGGCUCAUCCUGCAGAAAGCCUUCAGCUCUCAGCAGCUGGUCCACAUCACCGUUAUCAACCUGUUUGAGCUCCACCACCUCAGAGACCUGACAGCUGAUGGCAGUGAGCAGAGCUACAGCAGCGAGCAGCAGAUCAGCUGGUUCCAGCUGCUCGGCCUCUUCAUGUCAUUCUUGGGCGUCAUGUGCAGCCGUGUUUUGCUCAAUAAGAACCAUGGGGAGGAGAUCAUGGGGGAGUGUCCACUGCCGGCCAUCAAAGUGUCUCUGGACUGGCUCCGACUGAGACCCAGUGUCUUUCACGAGGCCGCUGUUGAACAGAGGCAGUAUAUUUGGCCCUGGCUCGUCUCCAUCCUCAACAGUUUCCAGCCCAAAGAGGAUGACGUGUCCUGUUCCUCAGUAACACCCCUGCCAGAGGAGUUUGAGCUCCAGGGUUUCCUGGCUCUCCGGCCCGCUCUGAGGUCUCUGGACUUCACUAAAGGUCAUCAGGGGAUCCUGGUGGACCGAGACGGUCUGCCUCUCCACGCUCGACACCAGAGACUCGCCGUCCUGGGUAAAUGGGUGGCUGACAACCAGCCAGGGCUGAUCCAGUGCAGAGUGAGCGAGGAUGGCCUCCUCGUCUUCAUCACUGACAUUCCUGAGCAGGCCAUCGAGGAGCCACAGGGGAAGGAGGCGCCAGUGCUGCAGGAGUCCUCCAAUGGGGAACAGACACCCAACGAUGGCAGCAACUCAGGCCUUAAGUCGGUGCUGUCUGUGGGGAAGACACAGAGCUCGUGGCCCGACGGCAGCGACCGGCCCGUUGUCACCUUCAAGGAGAACAUCAAACCCCGGGAGCAGAACCGCGAACCGACAUGGAACCAUCUUCAGAAGGAAGGCAAGGAGCGCAGAGAUUUUACCAAAGGCAAUGGGGCUGCUGGGAAAGGAGAGCUGAAGAGGGACGGGAAGAGGAAGAGUGAGCCAAAGAAAAGUGCGCAUGAGAAAUCUCCUGAUGCAGGAAAGCAGGUCAAGGCACAGACGGAGCUGAGGAAGACUCCUGUGUCUGAGGCAAAGAAGACUCCUGUCACUCAAACUCAAACCACCUGCUCCUCCCAGUUCAUCCCCAUCCAUCAUCCUGGAGCCUUCCCCCCACUGCCCAGCAGAGCUGGUUUCACUCCCUCUGCCUAUGUGAUCCCUCCUCCUGUGGCGUUUCCUGGGCUCCAGGUGAAUCCGGGCUUCACCUUCUCCACCGGAGUAUCAGUUCCCGGGCCUUUCCUUCAGUCGGCUGUCCACACCCAGGCUGGCACGCAGGUCCAGACUGGUAAGCAGUCCCACAUUCCCUACAGUCAGCAGAGGCCCUCUGGUCCCGGUCCAGGUCAGGGACCAGGGUCGUCUGGCCAGGGCCCCUCCCAGGGCCAGCAGCCCCAGUCCCUGCAGCAGUCGGUCCAACUUCAGGUGCAGGCAAUGAGUCAACAGCAGCAGUCUCCCACUAAGCCGGUCCAGCAGGUCGGGAUGGGGAAGAGUCCUCCUCACCACCCGGGGAUGCAGCAGCAGUUUGUGCAGGUCCAGGAUCAGCCAUCUCAGAUGUGGAGCCAGGCACAGGCAGCCCUGCAGAAGAUGGCCCCCCUGCAGCUGUCCAUGAAGCAGCCUCAGCAGCAGCAGCAGACCUUCUACAUGGCAGCUCAGGAGCCUCUCAAACUGUAUGAGCACCAGCUGCAGCCGCCUUCCCAGCCACAGCUCUCCACCAUGGACAAGAAGAUCAAGUACCCUGAUGUCAAGGUGCAGGACUUCUACUGGGAGCCCUCGUACAGGAUGGGGGACGGUCUGGCUGUGAUGGCAGACAGGAUGAAGAGGCCUCCACCGGGCAGUAUCUGCUCAGAGCAGGAUGCCUCUGCUGGGCCCCGGGGACCCCCAUUUGAGGACAACAAGAGCUCGCCUCUUCUACCUCCUGACCUGUUAAAAACUCUAGCAGAUUUUGAGGAGGAGGAGGAGCUCGUCUUUACUAAGCCUUCUGAUUUCUUCCAGGCCUUGACUGGCACUCUUAGCGCUGCUCCUGGACCAAACAUAUUUCUGCCCAACCAGACCAGAAUGGAGAGCGGCCCCGAGGUUGUCAGCCCGUCGUCUUCUCUCCUGCCCAUAUCUGGCUUCCCCAUGCAGGAGUACAACCAGAACAGCAUCUUCAGUCAGGCCUACGGCAGGAACCUGGCGCCCAGCUCCAAGCCCGACACUCCCAUUCUGCACCAGGAGCCCUCCCUCUACUCCCUUUUCGAAGGGACUCCUUGGUCCCCCUCCCUCCCUGCCAGCUCGGACCACUCCACCCCAGCCAGCCAGUCCCCUCACUCCUCCAACCCCAGCAGCCUGCCGUCCUCCCCCCCUACACACAGCCAUGGAGCCAUGCCCUUCUCCAACUUCGGGCCCAUUGGUACUCCGGACAGCCGGGACCGCAGGGUGGUGGACCGGUGGAAGGCUGACAAGCCUGGUGAGGGGAUGCGGGUCACAUGGACAUCUCAGAUACAUCUUAACAGACUGAGUAGAAACAAAAGAGUGGUGAGCGGGUUCGGUCUGGACUACCUGCCAGCAGCUGCCUCCUCUGCAGCGUCUGACACCAGCUGGCACCAGAGCGGACCGACCGGCUGCUCCUGGACCAAUCAGGAGUCUCCAAUGGAGGAGUCGUCGUCCACCGUGCUGCUCGACAGCUUCAAGUCCAUCUGGUCGAGCUCCAUGAUGCAGCCCGGCCCGUCUGCACUGGAGCAGCUCCUCCUGCAGCAGAAGCAGAAGCAGCAGCGAGGUCAUGGCACCAUGAACCCGCCUCACUGAACGGCAACCUGAGGCGGCGCUUUGUGUCCGGACGUCAGAACAACCACCACCAGGAGAAAUGGGAGGAAAAAAACAGAAGUUUGACGAAAACCAGCUCCAACUAAAAUGGAAAAUUACACCGGCGAGAAACGGUGGAGGCUGGGGAGGCGACGCGACCCCCCUCCGACGAGGCUGAAGCACCACCCCCACCCCCUCGGCUGUCGAGGAGCGGUGCAGAUCCUCAUGGAUCAGAGGGCGCGGGAUCUCUUCAAGCUGUGGUGACACACGCCACACCACUGCUGGGUUUCUUUAACCAGCGGACAUCUGAACACUGAGGAACAGUCCCCCCCCCCCACCACCACUGCCCCCCAUGCUUGGACUGAUGCCACAUCUCCACCUCUCAUCUGGAAGAUAAAAAAAUAGGUAAAGCACCCUCCACCCUGGACGUCUGCUCGGUGCUGUCGGAGCGCCUGUUUUUAGCGUCUCCACCACCGCAGACUGAAGUGGGGCUGUUGGGAGAGCGAGGACGGUGUGGUGGUCAGGUUCGGGGUAAGUCAGGUGAAGCACCGGGGGUCUAAAUAACAGACUGGACUUUCUGAUCUCUCCAUUUAUUUUCAUUACUGAGGAGGAGGAGGAGGAAGAGGAAGGCUGUCUGUAGCUGAUUGGUUGAAUGAAGGAAGGACGACGUUUGGCUUGCAGCUAUAUAAAUAUAUAAAUAUAUAUUGCCAUAGUUGGACUUUAAACUCACCGUGUCUCUUAGCCGUGCUGUGAGGAUCAGGACUGGAUGUGCUUUGUGAAGGCAGGUGUGCAACAUCACCUGGACUGACGCUCGCUGUCGUCCGACCUUUUGAAGGCGGAGCCUGGCGACCUGAUGCUAAGAUGACCAUGUGAUGCCAGUAAACAUCACAGGAAGGGAUGGAGUGGGUGGGAGGGGGCUAAGAGCCGAACAUCCUGUCAAACGUAGGGGUAGUAUGAUUGUUAGCUUCAAGAGAUAUUAACAAAACCUGUAUUUUGUGGUUUGUUUGUAGCCGUUUUAGCUUCUCGCCAUCUGAGGCGAACGCCUAUGUGUAUUAGCUUCCUGCUUGAAUAUUUUGGGGUUCUCUUCCUCUUCUUUCUUUAAUUCAUGAAGAAAAACAAAAGAUGGAACCCUGCUUGCUGACUUAACCUGCAUUUACUGUUUGUUUCUGUUCAUGUUAUGCCUUCUUGGCUUUAAGCGGCUGCCCCUGCUCGCCGUCCUCUUAAUUCUGCCUGCUAUAAAGGUGAGCUUGAGGCACAGACACACAGGUACAUGGGUUCCACUGACUGGUCUUCAGUAGCCACUACUGCACUGCAGCUCCACCCUGUACACCGUGUCCGCAGGCCCUGCUGCUUUUAUUUAGCCCUUUUCAACGAACGGUCCCGGGACCUACAGAGCCACUGGAGCCAAGUGAAGCAAAGAUGAGGCACAACAUCAACACAGUCCAUGUGAUGUGAUUUUUUUGAUUAGCCAUUAAUGUUCCUGCUAUUCAUUAAACAGCAGUUACCUCUGUAAAGUAUCAGAAAAGUGACGUCUUCACAAUGUUUUUGUUUGACCAGUGGUUCACAACCCGGAGAUGCUGAGUGUACUGUCACGGCAGAGCCGUGAAAACCCGCAGCCUGUGAAUCUGUUAACGGCAUCAGUGAUCUGAUUUUAUAUCACUUGACAAGUAGAUAAUCAACUUGCAGCUCUGAUCGUUUUGUCUGUAGAAUGUCAAAAAAUAAUUUUAAAAAUUCCUUAAGCAGGAGCCAUUGAAUGUUUGGAAAACUGAAGCAAUUCAUGGAUGAUCAAAAUAAAAAGAUU
Messenger RNA from Monopterus albus (swamp eel), 5615 nucleotides. It is a transcript of the gene smg7, whose product is annotated as SMG7 nonsense mediated mRNA decay factor. Gene Ontology annotation, biological process: nuclear-transcribed mRNA catabolic process, nonsense-mediated decay. The coding region runs from base 242 to 3817 and encodes 1191 amino acids. Gene Ontology annotation, molecular function: telomerase RNA binding; telomeric repeat DNA binding; protein binding. The record is from RefSeq and is a predicted model, not a curated record. Gene Ontology annotation, cellular component: telomerase holoenzyme complex. NCBI's taxonomy places the organism in Eukaryota, Metazoa, Chordata, Actinopteri, Synbranchiformes, Synbranchidae. The transcript has 23 exons.